Molecule: messenger RNA, 1230 nt
Organism: Monosiga brevicollis MX1
Lineage: Eukaryota; Choanoflagellata; Craspedida; Salpingoecidae
Exons: 7
Coding region: 1-1230 (409 amino acids)
Cellular component (GO): membrane; cytoplasm
Molecular function (GO): protein binding
Source: RefSeq, a predicted model, not a curated record
AUGGCGUCCAAGACUGAGAAGCCGCAACUGGCCGGCGCUCGUAUCAAGAGCCGCAAGCGUGAUGAAAAGGUCAAGUUUGACCCCGUUGCCUUCUCCGAGUCGCUCAUCACGCGACUCAACGAUUGCGAGAAUCUUGCCGAGUACCUUGAGGAAGCCGGCAACUCGCUCGACUACCGUCGUUACAGCGAUCAGUUUUUUGACAUUUUCAUUGCUGGUGGUAUUCUGGCUCCUGGCGGUACUCUCGAGCAUCCCGAGCUCGCCACCUCCGAAUUUUGCGUCUUCCGAGCCGGUGCAAGCGACGAGGAAGUGAAGCAGUAUUCCACCAUGCUGGACAAGGUACUUCGACGAUUCAAGUACCUGCAGGUUCUGCUUGAGGAGCAUGCCGUCAAGGUCCUCAAGUUUCUCAAGGCUUUUACCGAGGAGCAGCGUGUGGCCCUUGCCAAGUUCAUGGCCCAGAUUAUGUCCUCGGGCAUGUGUUCAGCCAAGCCUUUGAACAGCUUGUUCCAGGAUCAGCUGGUCAAGGAUGGCUUUUCAGAAGAGUUUAUGUUUAGCUUGUUCCGCGGCUGGCUGGCCGUGAGCUCUAUCAACUCACUGGCCACCAGCUUCCGCAAGGGCAGCAUUGUCAUUGACAAGCUCCUUUUGAUUUACCCUCUGAACAAGCGCUCAGAAGACCACCUCAUCGAGCGCAUUCGCGAGGUCGGUGGUCUGGACGACAUUGUCACUUGGCUCAACUCACAGCGUACCACGGCCAUGAAGUCGGAGCUGCAAGCCACCCUGACUGACGCGUUUGCGGACGAAAAGAAGCCUUCGGAAAUUGUGGCCAUUGCUACCGAUGCCAUGAGCAAGUCAAGCAUGAAGGACCACGAUGUGGUGACUAUCCUCUGGACUGCGCUCAUGGACGCCGUCGAAUGGAACAAGAAAUCGGAUCUGAUUGUGGAACAGGCACUGCGUCAGGUCAACAAGUACUGCCGCCUCUUGGCCCACUUCACGCAAAACUCAGAGAAGGCUCAACUGCUGCUGAUUAACAAGACCCAGAACUACUGCUAUGACAACCAAACCAUCAUGAAGGUCUUUGUCAAGAUUAUCAUGCUGCUCUACCAUCACGGUGUGAUUGAGGAGGAGGCGAUCCGGGCCUGGUAUGACGGCCGCAACAGCUCCAAGGGCCGCACCGUCUUUUUGGAGCAGACCGCGCCCCUUAUCGAGUGGUUGGACACGGCGGACGUGGAGUAA